AUGUAUCCACUAAGCCCUAGAAAUUGUUUUGGUACGAAUCAAAACUCAAGAGUUGCGUCCAGUGAAAUAAUAUCCGGUUUAUCAUGCGCCUAUCCGAACUCAUCAAAUGAAUCUUUUAUUAAUAUAAAGGAUGAGAAUAACUCUAUUUCAUCGGAAUUUGCUCCAAUCAAAGUAAAAUUGAAUAUUAAUAGAUCAAAUUCUAAUAUUAGUGAAGGGCCAGAUAACAAUAGAACUGCAUUCAAACGAACCACUACUAACGAAUCUCAUGAGUUAAACUCCAAAAAUAAAGAUGAAAUUUUCAACAAUAAGUUAACAAAUAAUAUUUUUUUAGACAGUUUUGUUGAAAAAAAUGUUCCAAAUUGCGAGUUCCAGAUAGAAUCUUAUGCUAAUUUAAGUAGAGAACUAAGUAGAGAACAGCUUUAUAAAAUAAUUUACCAAAAGCACGAUGAGUUACAACAAAUGAAACUUCAGCUUAAUGAGGCAAAAAUGAAAGAAUUGAAUUUAGUAAAAAACUAUGAGCUUAGUAUUGCAAAGCAAAAUGAACUUAAAACUAUUAAUUCAAGUUUGGAAAACCUAGUAAAUCAAUUAAGAAAUAAAAAAAAUCAUCAAGUUAACUCUAUUACAAACUAUCUAAAACUAGAAAAUUUCAAUAACAUAAUCUUUGAAAAAUUGGAUAAUUUAUGUCUAUCUAUUGCAAAAUUGAAAGAAUUUGCUUCAUCGUUAACUAAUGAAGAUACAAUUAAUGUAAACGAAAUCAAACAACUAAAAACUACCAUAGAUCACCUUAAUUCCCACAAAGAAAUAAAUAGUGAAAUAGAGUACGUAAAAAAAGAAAGACAACAACUUAUUCAUCUAAUAACUGCUUUAUCUUCAAAUACCAAUUUCUAUAUAGACAAUCACUUUUGUGACAACGAAUUAAGGAAUGAAAAUGUCAAACAAAUUAAUGUUAGUUUAUGUGAUCAAAUACAGAUACUUGAAUUUAAGUUAAAGCGGCUAAAUGAAAUACAUAGAAAGAAGUUAUCUAAAAUAAAAAAUAUGAUAGAAAUACUUGAAAAAUCGGAAGGUCUUUCAAGUCCAAUGCUUCAAGAAAUCAAAGAUGAAAUCAAUUUUAUAACUUAA
Cryptosporidium ubiquitum is the source of this 1119-nucleotide messenger RNA. Its product is annotated as rhoptry protein. NCBI's taxonomy places the organism in Eukaryota, Apicomplexa, Conoidasida, Eucoccidiorida, Cryptosporidiidae. The coding region runs from base 1 to 1119 and encodes 372 amino acids. The record is from RefSeq and is a predicted model, not a curated record. The transcript has a single exon.